Molecule: messenger RNA, 1260 nt
Organism: Clonostachys rhizophaga
Lineage: Eukaryota; Fungi; Ascomycota; Sordariomycetes; Hypocreales; Bionectriaceae
Source: the annotation of a GenBank genome assembly
AUGGCUACGGAAAACCCACCAGCAUCCUCCAUCCCGAACCUCAAACAAAGACUCCCAAAGCUUGAACCUCGAAAACGACGACAGGGACCCUCGAACCCAACUCCCAUCCCAGAUACUCCCGCCCUCCCCUCGCCGCCCGAUACGUCCUCCUGGACCUACAAGACUCCCAAGAAGAGGAUCCUCUCACCAAAGGACCACGAUAUCUUCCUCGCUUCGCCCACAAGCACCCUCGUCAAAGCAUGGAUCUUCAACCUCGCAGAGUCGGUCGUCGACAUCCCCUGUUCGGCAGUCAAGGACACUGAGCUCAGCAAUGUCGCGAAGACAAUCAUCUCCAUCUUGAAGGAGGCAGAGGGCUUCGUCGCCAAGUCCCCCCCCGACGAGCAAGGCGGCUCCCGCUUCGGGAACAAGGCCUUCCGCGGCUUCAUAGACCUCGCCAGCGAAGCCUGCCCCAGAUGGCACCGCUCGCUCGGCGUAUCCGACGACGACGCCAUCGCCGAAGUCUCGAAAUACCUCCAGCAGUCAUUCGGCAACCGCAACCGCAUCGACUACGGUUCGGGCCACGAGCUCAACUUCAUGCUGUGGCUGCUCUGCUUAUACCAGCUAAAGAUCGUCCAGCGAGAUGACUUCAAGGCCUUGGUCCUCCGCGUCUUCCCACUCUACCUUUCAGUUAUGCGCAUUGUCCAGAUGUCAUAUUAUCUAGAACCCGCAGGCUCGCAUGGCGUCUGGGGCCUUGACGACUACCAGUUCCUCCCUUUUCUCUUCGGUGCCUCUCAGCUCCUCCACCAUCCUUAUAUCAUCCCCCGGUCGAUCCACCAGGAUCUCACUCUUGAGGAGUCUGGCGAAGAUUACUUGUAUCUGGGCCAGGUCAACUUCGUCAACAGCACGAAAACGGUCAAGGGUCUUCGGUGGCACAGCCCCAUGCUCGAUGACAUUUCAUCUGCAAAGUCUUGGACCAAGAUCGACGGCGGCAUGCGCCGGAUGUUUGUUGCCGAGGUAUUGGGCAAACUACCUGUGAUGCAGCAUUUCCUCUUUGGCAGUCUGAUCCCGGCAGCCGAAGGCAUGAGCCCCGAGUCGGCCACCGACAGGAAGGAUGGAGAAGACGACGAGGAUGUGGACCCUGAUCAUGAACACGACCACCCGCAUGACGGCACAGGCUGGGGCGCCUGCUGUGGCAUCAAAGUGCCCAGCAGUAUAGCGGCAGCUCAAGAAUUGCGCAAAAAUGGCCAAGGCCAGACUCUACGGAGGAUCCCUUUUGACUGA